GAAAUCUUGUCUUUUUAAAUACAUUGGAGAACCUUCCAAUGGGUCUGGAAAAAGGUCGGAUGAUAAUGGCUUAGGAGGACAGCAGCAGAGUUGUGACUAAGUCCGAAUCCUGAUUCCGGUCGCAAGGAAAAGCAAGAAGAGAAGUUGGUAGAGAACCGGCCGCCAGGGAAUCGGUUAUUCUGUUCCCUUUGAUCGCUCGGAAAAAUGAAUUGCUAUGCACCUCUUGUUGAGAAACGCAUUCGAAUCUCUCCUGCCCGUCUAACCGUGUUCUUGGAAAUUUGAACAGCUAUUUCUUUGGUGGAUUCACCGUAUUAUGAUUGCCGCUCAUAGAACUCAAAAUGCUAGAGUCAUUAAGGCUUCUAUCUCUCGUCAUUAUGAGCUUCAAAGACGGCAUUUUGAUUGUACCCAUCAAGUUUCGACCACCAAAUUUAGGACCCAACAAUUCGGCAACGAUGAAAUCAGCAGAUUGUGCAAGCAAGGCAAGUAUCACGAGGCAUUUGGAGCAUUUGAGUCCCUAACGAAGACUGAUUUCAAGGUUAACCCCGGAACGUAUGCCCGCUUAAUUCAAGCUAGCUCGAAUUUGAAGUCGUUGGAACAUGGCAAGCAAGUUCACGAUCACUUGGUAAAGUAUGGAGAUCCACCAGAUACAAUAUUGUGGAACCACAUUCUCAACAUGUAUGGGAAAUGUGGGAGUUUAGGAAAUGCUCGCCGAGUGGUCGAUGAAAUGCCGGUUAGAAACUUCGUUUCAUGGACUGCCAUCAUUGCUGGAUAUUCACAGCAUGGUGAUGAAAAGGAAGCUGUUCGACUUUAUCGGCGUAUGAGGCAGGGGGGUCUCGCCCCUGAUAAGUUUGUAUUGGCUAAUAUAGCGAGGGCAUGUUCGAUUCUGCAAGAUGUGGAAUUGGGCAGACAAAUGCAUGGUCAUGUGGUCAAAAGUGAAGAUGGAUUGGAGCCGCUUGUUCAGAACGCAUUGGUUUCAAUGUAUACUAAAUGCAACGUGGUUGAAGAUGCAGAGAUCGUGUUUGAUCAAAUUGGUGAUAAAAACAUGGUCUCCUGGACUUCCAUGAUAGCAGGGUUGUCGCAGAACAAUUUUGUGUUUGAGGCACUCUGGGUAUUCAAGGAAAUGUUGACAGCAGAUAAGAGUGUCAACGAGUUGACUUUUGGCAGCGUCUUGAAGGCCUGUAGCAGUUCCAUUCUUUUAGAGCAGGGGAAACAAAUACAUGGUUUAAGUAUGAAACAUGGAUUUUCUCGUGAUGUCUUUGUUGGUUGUUCCCUCAUUGACAUGUAUGCAAAAUGUGGAUAUCUGGCCUCAGCUCGGCAGUCGUUUUACAUGAUACAGGAUCGAGACAUAGCAUCAUGGAAUGCAAUCAUAGGUGGUCAUGCUUGCAGUCAGUAUGUUGAUGGGGCCUUACAUGUAUUUGCUCUAAUGCAAAAUUAUGGUUGCUUAAUGCAUGUAGAAGUUUUCCUUCUUUAAUUGUUGGCCAAUCAAUUCACUCGUA
Molecule: messenger RNA, 1496 nt
Organism: Nymphaea colorata (pocket water lily)
Lineage: Eukaryota; Viridiplantae; Streptophyta; Magnoliopsida; Nymphaeales; Nymphaeaceae
Product: pentatricopeptide repeat-containing protein At3g53360, mitochondrial-like
Exons: 2
Coding region: 314-1471 (385 amino acids)
Biological process (GO): RNA modification
Cellular component (GO): intracellular membrane-bounded organelle
Molecular function (GO): RNA binding; protein binding
Source: RefSeq, a predicted model, not a curated record